This is a messenger RNA of Carassius auratus (goldfish), 2801 nucleotides long. Its product is annotated as ATP-dependent RNA helicase SUPV3L1, mitochondrial-like. The record is from RefSeq and is a predicted model, not a curated record. The transcript has 15 exons. Bases 155 to 2443 code for a protein of 762 amino acids. NCBI's taxonomy places the organism in Eukaryota, Metazoa, Chordata, Actinopteri, Cypriniformes, Cyprinidae. Gene Ontology annotation, biological process: mitochondrial RNA 3'-end processing. Gene Ontology annotation, molecular function: ATP binding; hydrolase activity, acting on acid anhydrides; RNA helicase activity. Gene Ontology annotation, cellular component: mitochondrial degradosome.
AAAAUACUUGGGUCCUUCUGCAUGUUGUCACGUGUAAGAGGAACUUGACCUCCUUGUCAUAAUAGAGGCUGGCACUGUUGCUGUAGCUAAACAUAGUUAAUUAAAAUGAUUUUAUUCUGUUAAAACAAUUGCACUCGAUUAACGGAAGCUGAAAAUGUCGGUAAAUCGCUGUGUUUACUUAUUGUCGCGCUCUCACUUCCGAUCCCGGGUCUGUGCUGGCACAGCUUCUGUAGCAAACAGCACUACACUGCAUCGAAUAAGAAGGACAUUUAAACAGUUAUCAAUUAGACAUUCAUCUACGAACAGUUCUUCGAGACCCCUGGACACAUCCCUGUUUGUCCCGCUCACCGUCAGAAGUGAUGAAGGGGACGGGACAGUCGGCGAGGAGCUGACGCAACCGCUGGACAAAGGUGAACUUCUGAAGGUACUGAAUAGAUUCUACAAAAGGAAAGAAAUGCAAAAACUGGCUGCUGACCAGGGGAUUGAUGCUCGUCUCUUCCAUCAAGCGUUUGUGAGUUUUCGGAAAUAUGUGCUGGAGAUGAACUCACUGAAUGCUGAGUUUCACAUCAUUCUUAGUGACAUCUGUUGUGGAGCUGGUCACAUAGAUGACAUUUUCCCAUACUUUAUGAGACAUGCCAAAGAGAUUUUCCCUAUGUUGGACUGUUUGGAUGAUUUACGCAAGAUCAGUGACUUACGGGUCCCAGCAAACUGGUAUCCAGAGGCCAGGGCUAUUCAAAGAAAGAUUGUUUUUCACGCAGGACCGACCAACAGUGGAAAGACCUAUCAUGCCAUCCAGAGAUUCCUAGCAGCCAAGUCUGGAGUUUACUGUGGACCGCUAAAGCUGCUGGCCCAUGAAAUCCAUGAGAAGAGUAAUGAGGCAGGAGUGCCAUGUGAUCUGGUCACAGGAGAAGAGAGAAUAUUUGUUGAUCCAGAAGGAAGAGUGUCUGGCCACAUUGCAUCUACCAUAGAGAUGUGCAGUGUCACAACUCCUUAUGAAGUGGCUGUCAUUGAUGAGAUUCAGAUGAUCAAAGAUCCUGCCAGAGGAUGGGCUUGGACGAGAGCUCUUCUAGGUUUGUGUGCUGAGGAGAUCCAUGUGUGUGGAGAAGCUGCAGCAGUUGACUUUGUCACUGAACUCAUGUACACCACUGGUGAAGAGGUCGAGGUACAUAAUUAUAAAAGGCUGACCCCUUUUUCAGUCUCAAAUCAUGCAGUGGAAUCAUUAGAUAACCUGAAGCCAGGCGACUGCAUCGUGUGCUUCAGCAAAAAUGACAUCUACUCGAUCAGCCGGCAGAUAGAAGUUCGUGGCCUGGAGUGUGCUGUCAUUUAUGGCAGCUUGCCCCCUGGCACCAAGUUGGCUCAAGCAAAAAAGUUUAAUGAUCCAGACGACCCUUGCAAAAUCCUUGUUGCCACAGAUGCAAUUGGAAUGGGGUUGAACCUGAGUAUUAGGAGAAUCAUCUUUAAUUCUCUGGUAAAACCCAGUGUGAAUGAGAAGGGGGAGAGGGAGCUGGACACUAUUUCCACCUCACAGGCGCUGCAGAUCGCUGGCCGAGCAGGACGCUUCAGCUCUGUGUUUAAAGAGGGGGAGGUCACUACUAUGCAAAGGGACGACCUUCCUGUUUUAAAGGAGAUCUUGGGGAAGCCUGUUGAUCCUAUUGAGACAGCAGGAUUGCACCCCACAGCAGAGCAGAUAGAGAUGUUCGCCUACCAUCUCCCCCAAGCAACUCUCUCAAACCUUAUUGAUAUAUUUGUCAGUCUUGCACAAGUGGAUGGAAUUUACUUUGUCUGCAACAUUGAUGACUUCAAAUUCCUGGCGGAUAUGAUUCAGCAUAUUCCUCUGAAUCUGCGGAUCCGCUAUGUGUUCUGCACGGCCCCAAUUAACAAGAAACAGGCCUUCGUUUGCACAUCCUUUCUCAAGUUUGCCAGACAGUUCAGCAGAGAUGAACCUCUGACAUUCAGCUGGGUGUGUCGACAUGUGAAUUGGCCUCUGGUGCCUCCCAAAAACAUCAAGGACCUGGUUCACCUCGAGGCUGUCCAUGAUGUGCUAGAUCUUUACCUUUGGCUCAGCUAUCGCUUCAUGGACAUGUUCCCUGAUGCUAGUCUCAUCCGUGAUAUUCAAAAGGAAUUGGACGGGAUCAUCCAGGUUGGUGUGCGUAACAUCACGCGGCUUAUCCGUGCCACAGAGGAUCAACCCGCCUCUGCACAAAACACUGCCUCCAUAGGACUUGCUGUUUUAGACACACCGCCACUGAGGAGGGGACGAGGGACAAAGAAUCAAAGAAAAGAUCCCAGGGCGCCGGACUCGUCACUGAGCUCAAGGUUGGUGCGGGACGGCCUACUGACAAAGGAACUGUUACAGCAGCUGCAGAGAGAAUGGGUUCGAGAGCAGAGCCAACAAGGAGACGACUCCAAUUCAGCAAAUAAAGGGAAAAGAAAGAAAAAGUGAACAUUAAUGUGUAACAUGGGCUUUUCUGUACAUUGAGAGGAUCAAGAGAACAGUACGACCGUGCUUCUGAUGUUCUGAACUGGAUGUAAUGGUUGUGCCUCACCACUUUUCUGGAGCACAUCACAUCUAUCUUGCUAUAAAACAUCACAGCUUUCAUAGAAAUGUAAAACCGAGUGUCAAAAAGAGACAUGUAACACCCCCUUUUAGAUGUGACAGUAAAAUUAUAUUGAUAUUUUCAAUGGCUCUCCUUUGCCUAACCAAUGUUUAAAAAAUGUGUUUAUUGUACAAGAUAAUAACCAGAAUCAAAAACAUUGAAAUGUUCUUGGCAGUCCAUUGAACCUUUAAAAAAAAAAAAAAC